CACACCAGUAUUUAUUAAUGCUAUGUUCGUUUUACUUGUUGGUGUAUACGUAUAUAAAAAUGAACGAACAAUAGCGGACAUCUCGACCACGCAUGAUGGAACAGGUGUGACAUACAUUAGAUGGGGUAAGAAACUAUGCGACGGAUCUAAUACAGAAACAAUUUAUUCAGGUCAAGUAGGUGGAGGUCACUACGCACAUACAGGGGCAAGCGUGAACUACGUAUGCUUACCUAACGACCCGGAUGUUGCACAGCCGCUGAAACCGCACUGUGAUUACGAUUUAAUAUAUGGAGCAGAAUACCAAAUUGGUGCCUAUAACCAGCCUCAAGGAAUGAGAUCUGGGAUAGAAAAUCGAGACGCUGCAUGUGCAGUAUGUUUAGCAAAAGGCAAAAUGGCAUCAAUAAUAAUACCAGGAAGAGAAACCUGUUACAAAGGAUGGACAAAAGAAUACAGUGGAAUUUUAAUGGCAGGAAAGUAUGACCACUCCGCUUCAUCAGAAUACGCAUGCGUAGAUAAUGAUGCUGAAGCUAUAAGUGAGGAUUCAAAGGAUGACAAUGGAAUUUUAUUUUAUCCCGUAAAAACAGUCUGCGGAUCAUUGAAAUGUCCGCCAUAUAAACAAGACACAGCAGUGUUGUGUGUUGUGUGUUCAAAAUAGCAAUUUGAAAAUGAGUCUUAUGUUGUGAGCUUUCUGUGUUAGCUGCAUUCAAAUCAAGUAAAGAAAUCUGUCGAUUUUGUAAAAUACACUUGUAGUCAACUGAAAUUAGCUUCAGCUACUGCAUAUACUGCUAUAUCGGUUAUGUGUGUCUAUUGUUUUAUAUGCAGCUUCCGAAGUUAUUACAAUUCUUAUGUAGCGCCUCACACCACAGACUAUAAAAAUGGGAGUGGGGGCGGGAGGUUUUGAGCCCUCAAAGAAAUAUUUAUCAGCGACUUUAUACUUGUAUUGAAAGAGUUUCUUACAAUCACCAUUUCAGUUUGACGCAGACUUUAUAUAUGUAUAACUUUAACUUUACGUUUUGAUUGAUAAAUAUGUUGGUACAGAAUGAAAAUGUUUGUCUCUGUAUAUGGUACACCCCUCUUUUUUUCGAAGAAAUGUUGCGAGUAAAUUUUUUCAUAUGCAUAUCAGUUAUAUUAAAAUCUGUGUAAAUCCUAAAGUGCAUACAUCUGAUGUCUGAAUAAAUUACCAUUUGUAUCUUGUAGUCUUUAGAAGACAGACAAAAUAGCUAAAAAUUUGUCAAAAACAAGUAUUGCAAUAAUGAUAUUUUGUGUAUUUGAAUAGGGUUUUCUUUUAUUUGGCAGCGUUUUUCUCAGGUUAAAAUAGAAUAAUUUAAUCUCCCUCAACAAUUGACGUAAAUAUAAUUCUGAAGAAACUAGUCUAACAAUCUUUCAUUUCUUUAUAAUAGUUUUUACCCAAUUUGUGUUAAUGUAAUUUUGUGUGUUCCAUAUACACGAAAAGCCAUAAUUUUGAAAUAUAUUUUUGACAACCAGUAUCCAUGUAGUCUGCAUGUUAUGAUAAACGUUCACAUGGCGAUUAAGUUAAUAUAAACGAAAACUGAGCUUGUUUUUCCGGAUAUUAGAAUUUGCCCAAAAUAAUACUGCUCGAUUUUUAUAUCUCUGUCGACCGGUUGGUGACCUAGUUCCCCGUAAACUAUAUAAUUUUGUGUUAAGAAUUUUAGAUUUAAAACUAAUUUACAGAUUUUCAUAUAUAUCAAUAUUACUAAACUUCAGUCUAGAAGAUCAAGCUGGUGUUUAACAGAAAGAAGAAACACCCGUCCCAUUCUCAGAACUACUUCGUAUAUGGCUGUUAAGGCCUUCGAUUUUCUCCUUAUCUUAAGCAAACAAGUAUUUCGAAUUACAAUUAGUAUAUGAUAUACUAGAUUAAAUAUCACGGUACAUAAUAAAUAUUACAUUAUACAUCUUACCAUUUAUA
This is a messenger RNA of Mytilus trossulus (common blue mussel), 1927 nucleotides long. RefSeq names its product short-chain collagen C4-like. The transcript has 4 exons. Bases 23 to 655 code for a protein of 210 amino acids. The record is from RefSeq and is a predicted model, not a curated record. NCBI's taxonomy places the organism in Eukaryota, Metazoa, Mollusca, Bivalvia, Mytilida, Mytilidae.